GGGGUCUGGGGAUCUCUCUCUGUAUCUGUAACAUGUGGGUUUUUAUUCUUUGAUCCCCUCAAUGAAAGCAUCUGUUAAUCUCCGUUCCUGAUUCUUGAGCGACGGGUUUGUGUUGGGAAAGCGGCCAUGUGAGGAGAACAGAGCAUGUCUUUUACGGUUCUCUGUUUCAUGUCAGCUUAUUUAUGAUGCAAAUGGGUCGUUCAAUGUCUUUGUUUUUUAUCUCCUCCAUUUUCUAUAAAUGGGUGAUGAGUACAAGGGUCAGUUGCUAGAUUGAUGGUAGAUCCUUUCCCAUUUUAGUAAGAUGGAAUCUGAUAAUGGCUUCUACUCAGUCGAAGAGUUCCGUUUGGAUUCCAAGUGGCUGAUCGAUCCCAAACAUCUUUUUGUUGGACCCAGAAUUGGAGAGGGAGCUCAUGCCAAAGUAUACGAAGGAAAGUAAGUAUAAUAAUCAGAAUGUUGCUAUCAAAAUUGUCCAUAGAGGGGACACCUCUGAGGAGAUUGCUAAGAGAGAAGCUCGGUUUGCAAGAGAAGUUGCUAUGUUGUCCAAAGUUCAACAUAAAAACUUAGUUAAGCUUAUCGGGGCUUGUAAGGAGCCUGUUAUGGUGGUUGUAACUGAGCUAUUGCUGGGAGGUUCAUUGCGUAAGUACCUGCUGAACAUGCGGCCUAGGUGUUUGGACACAAGUGUGGCAGUUAGUUUUGCGCUUGAUAUUGCUCGGGCAAUGGAAUGCUUGCACUCACAUGGAAUCAUUCACCGUGAUCUGAAACCUGAAAACUUGAUCUUAACUGCAGACCACAAGACAGUGAAACUUGUGGACUUUGGUUUAGCGAGAGAGGAGUCAUUAACAGAGAUGAUGACUGCUGAAACAGGAACAUACCGUUGGAUGGCACCAGAGUUGUAUAGUACAGUCACACUGAGACACGGGGAGAAGAAGCACUAUAAUCAUAAGGUGGAUGCUUACAGCUUCGCUAUUGUCUUGUGGGAACUCUUACAUAACCGGUUGCCAUUUGAAGGCAUGUCAAACCUGCAGGCAGCCUAUGCAGCCGCUUUUAAAAAUGUGAGGCCCUGUACAGAAAAUCUACCUGAGGAUUUGGCGCUGAUUCUGACUUCUUGCUGGAAAGAGGACCCAAAUGCCCGGCCGAAUUUCAGCCAGAUAGUGCAGAUGCUCAUCCAUUAUCUCUCAACCCUUUCACCACCAGAGCCUGUGAUCCCAUCCCACAUUUUCAAUUCUGAAAACGCUGUUCUUCCACCGGAGUCUCCAGGUACAAGCUCUUUGAUGGCAGUACGGGAUGACUUGGGGGUAAAACCCCCAAAAGGCAACGAACCGAAAGGUUUCUUUUUCUGUUUCAAUCAAUGUUACUGAUCCCCUUGGUGAAAGAUUGUAUCUCCUUUCUGUGGGGAUCCUAACCUGCAUCUUGAGGGAAGUAAUGAAUUAGGUUCUAAUCCCACUGAAUACAUCUAGAUGAGUGUAGAUUAUCCAUCUCAGGAAGUUUCUUAGCUCUGUAGCCAAGAUAACAGUCUGUAUGUGCUGUUAUUGGUGAAUUUACUUAAUUUUAAGUGAUCACCAAUGACCUGACUA
This is a messenger RNA of Telopea speciosissima, 1574 nucleotides long. Its product is annotated as serine/threonine-protein kinase STY13-like. The transcript has 6 exons. NCBI's taxonomy places the organism in Eukaryota, Viridiplantae, Streptophyta, Magnoliopsida, Proteales, Proteaceae. The coding region runs from base 411 to 1358 and encodes 315 amino acids. Gene Ontology annotation, biological process: protein phosphorylation; signal transduction. Gene Ontology annotation, molecular function: ATP binding; protein kinase activity. Gene Ontology annotation, cellular component: cytoplasm. The record is from RefSeq and is a predicted model, not a curated record.